Molecule: messenger RNA, 1365 nt
Organism: Danaus chrysippus (African queen)
Lineage: Eukaryota; Metazoa; Arthropoda; Insecta; Lepidoptera; Nymphalidae
Source: the annotation of a GenBank genome assembly
AUGGAUCAGUUAACAAAUUUUCUCGUGUAUAAUAAAACACCCACAUGCAAAAAUAGCAUGAAUUACGAAGCUUUACUAAUAGCUAAAAAAGAACGAAAUCAAAAAGAAGGAGAAAUUGAUAAGAGACUUCUACUACUCUCGCCAGAUCUUGGAAGAAUGACUGAAGAGCGUGUGUUAUACGCAAGAAACCGGCAAGUUGGUGCUCGUCCUUCAGUGGUUGGUGGCAAACCUAUUACUGAAGAUUUGGCUAUCGAGCUCCGAAUGACAGCCUUUGGAACUGCAUCAUGCCCGCCUCGUGGGGAGUGGAUACACACUCCACUUGUGAUGAGACCUUCUGAUCAUCCUCUAGCUUAUGGUUUGGCAGCUCCCAGAAAUGGAACUCGGUCUCUGCUGUCUGGUCUUCAGGCUCACAUCAUCAAAUGGCUUCUGUUCGACUCUCGGCCUCUGACAAAAGAUAAUAAAUCUAUGGAACCACCUGACAGUUACCUUCGUCCAUCUGAAGAACGUCAAGAAGAAGCACUGUGGCGGGCGUGCAGUGAAGUUAUCUGGCGCUGUGGUGGAGGUUUUAAUGCCCAGACUGAUGCUAAGGUUACAGUGACACUUCCUACCAAUCAAGUAUACAUACAACAUAGUUCACAAUAUUACCAAGAUGGAAUCACUGAGAUGCUGCAUUUGUUUGAAUUCAAAAGUUUGGAGGACUUGCAGAUCUUUUUGAAGCGAUACUUGUAUUUGUUUCAGUCUGAAGACGGCUCCGGAUCCUUGUUGCUGCUUUACGCCUGCAUCUUAUCAAGGGGUUGCGAGAAUGUUAAAAAAGAUCUCGAUGGUAAACUGACCUAUUUAGUUUCCACGCAAGUUGAAGGCUCUCUUAACGUGACGACACUUCUUCUCACGGGCCGUGCUACACCUUAUUUGCAUAAUGGAGUACAAUAUGUGGGCGAUGAAGACCAUUAUGCAAUGCCGCAAUUUGGCGUUCUAUCCAGAAGUUCAGUGGGUCUUCUCGUGUGGUAUGGAAAUGAGGAAAAUGUCGCCAGCAACGACACCAAGCAGUACCCUGGAUCUCGUCUGAAAACACCGGCAAUGCCUAUUUGGGUAACGAGUUGCUCAGGACACUAUGGGGUACUGUUCAAUACUAAUCGCGAGCUUCUCAGAAACUACCACGCUGAAAGAAGGUUUGAUAUUCACUAUUACACCUGUGGUGGAUGCCACGUUCUCUUGAAUGUGGACACUCGAGCUCACGAAGACAUGGUGCAAUUGAGAAAUGAUGACAUCAGCGCCACGCCGCUUGAGAAACUCAUUCACACUAAGUGGCAAGACGCCAAGAUCACUUGGUCUGGCCCCGUGCCCUUUGCGGAUUCUCCCAACUAG